Messenger RNA from Sphaerodactylus townsendi, 1585 nucleotides. Its product is annotated as prostaglandin reductase 1-like. Gene Ontology annotation, cellular component: cytoplasm. NCBI's taxonomy places the organism in Eukaryota, Metazoa, Chordata, Lepidosauria, Squamata, Sphaerodactylidae. The transcript has 9 exons. Gene Ontology annotation, biological process: prostaglandin metabolic process. Gene Ontology annotation, molecular function: 15-oxoprostaglandin 13-reductase [NAD(P)+] activity; 2-alkenal reductase [NAD(P)H] activity. Bases 182 to 1171 code for a protein of 329 amino acids. The record is from RefSeq and is a predicted model, not a curated record.
UGAGCUGUACCUGCAGAGAGAGUCAGGUUACAGAUACAUUUGUGUAACUGAUGUUUUGUUAAAUGAAAAGCUAAUGUGUGGUGUUGGGAUGUAGAGCACAGAACCAGCUUAGAGUGGAACCCAAUCAGAACAUAUGUUUAUAAUAUUGGAUAAUGCUUUCUAAUUAUUAAGAUUUUGGAAGAUGGUGCAGACAGCAUUUUGGGUUCUGAAGAAGCAUUUUGAGGGCAACCCUAAACUAAGCGAUUUUGAGCUCAAAGAGGCAGAAUUACCAGCACUGAACCAUGGAGAUGUGCUGCUCGAAUCUGUAUUCUUCAGUGUUGACCCAUACAUGAGAGCCUACAGCAAGAGAAUGAUGAAGGAAGGGGAUAUAAUGUUAGGAAGCCAAGUGGCAAGGGUCAUGGACAGCAAGAAUUCUGCAUUUCCUGUAGGAACCUUUGUUGUGUCUGCUGCAGGCUGGACAACUCGCUUUGUCUCCAAUGGCAAAGAUUUGCAGCGAAUGAUCCCUGACUGGCCAAAUGAGCUUCCCAGAUCUCUGGCCCUUGGAACAAUUGGCAUGCCUGGGCUUACCGCAUAUUUUGGCCUUUUUGAUGUUUGCAAGCUUAAACCAGGGGAGACUGUACUGAUCAACUCAGCCGCUGGUGCUGUGGGCAGCGUGGUUGGGCAGAUUGCCAAAAUAGCAGGUUGCAAAGUGGUUGGCAGUGCAGGCUCAGAUAAAAAAGUAGCCUUUCUAAAAAAUCUUGGCUUUGAUGUUGCCUUUAACUACAAGACUGUGGGAUCCCUGGAGCAAACUCUGAAAGAAGCGUCUCCGGAUGGCUACGAUUGCUACUUUGAUAACGUGGGAGGUGUGUUUAGCAGCGUUGCUGUGGAGCAGAUGAAGAAAUACGGGAGAAUUGCGGUGUGUGGUUCUAUUUCGUUGUACAACGACAAGGAGCCCCAAAAAGGUCCUUAUGUCCAGAUUCCUAUGAUCUUUAAAGAACUCCGCAUGGAAGGCUUCCUGGUAACACGGUGGGAAAACCGUAAGGAAGAAGGUCUGAAAGCUCUGUUGAAGUGGGUCAUGCAGGGAAAAAUUAAGUGGCAUGAACAUGUCACAGAAGGAUUUGAGAAUAUGCCGGCAGCAUUCCUAGGAAUGUUAAAGGGAGACAAUAUUGGGAAGGCAAUCAUAAAAGUGUGAAGGGCACAUGACUCCCCCCACUAAGAAAUUUAGCACACUGAAUUACUCCCCGCAUCUUCUUUAACUGCCUACUGUAUCCUGGCCAGAAGCUUAUUCAUAAGCAUGCUAGAUUUUGUAACAAAACAGACAUGACGUAAUAUAACAACACAGUUAUGGUGACAUCCAUAGUUAGUUAGGGAUAGGGAAAGUGAUUGUAAGCCACUUUGAGACCCCUAAAGGUAGAGAAGAACCAACUCAGGAUGGUCCCGGGGCUUUUCUCUUAAAGCUGGAUUAAAAAUAAACCUGAAAUAAAUAAUCAAUCUUGGGAGGGGGGGUGGGCUGUGGAGGAAUGAACUCUGCUUUCAAAAUGGAAUGAGCCAGCUUGCUACUGCAUGCCAUUGACUGUUUAUUAGCUAAUUAAAGUAACCUUUUCCA